This is a messenger RNA of Paraglomus occultum, 738 nucleotides long. The record is from the annotation of a GenBank genome assembly. Lineage: Eukaryota; Fungi; Glomeromycota; Glomeromycetes; Paraglomerales; Paraglomeraceae.
AUGUUUUCUACUCUCGUCUACCUCCACAUAUUUCUUGUAUCUUUGCUUGUCUCUCUGACAACUGCCUGCGAUACCGCCUGUCGAACAGAGCUUGGUCUUUCUUUUGUGGACAUAUACGCCUCGGAAUCGCAUGCUCUAUUCGGACUGUUUGCUCAGAAUCUUACGUCUCGCAUACUCGACGGUGUGAAUGUGAACAAAAUCUCUCUUGGCAAAGGCAGUAAACUCCGUAACGAAAUAAUUGAUAAUGUCCGCGAGACUGUUUCGCAAUUGGACAAGUCCUUUGCUGAGACUAUUCCUGGUCUAGUUGAAGACGCAAUAUUUAACCAAUCGCCUGAAUUCCGUGGAGAUUGCUCGGUUCCCGUAGAAACAAAGUCAUCUCAAUUCAGCGUUCACAAAAAAGAUGCUUGCAUGAUGGUCGAGGAAGUGUGUGGGAGUGCAUUGUCGAUUUGCCGUCAUUUGGAUCUUGUGAAAGAGCGAACUGUAAAGACCAUCGUUAAUGCAUUAGAUAAUGACACGACGGGAGAAUUUUAUACAGUAAUCUCUCACACUAUAUCCCGUAUUGCUGCAGAAUGGAGGCUUGGCGUUGCUCAGCGAAAGGCUUUGAUGUCCAAGUCAAAUGCCAACUUGAAAAUGCUGUUGGCCAUUUUCAGUGAGCAUUACAAAAAUGGAUUCUGCAGCGAUUCGAAUUGCGAUCAAUAUGACGACAAGAUUGUAGAAUUGCUUCUCAGUUACGUCUAG